Molecule: messenger RNA, 2975 nt
Organism: Pipistrellus kuhlii (Kuhl's pipistrelle)
Lineage: Eukaryota; Metazoa; Chordata; Mammalia; Chiroptera; Vespertilionidae
Gene: ZNF467
Product: zinc finger protein 467
Exons: 5
Coding region: 442-2172 (576 amino acids)
Biological process (GO): regulation of transcription by RNA polymerase II
Molecular function (GO): DNA-binding transcription factor activity; RNA polymerase II cis-regulatory region sequence-specific DNA binding
Source: RefSeq, a predicted model, not a curated record
UCCUCCCCUCACCUGUACCUGGCUGGGGACAUCACAUGUGCAGCUCCUGGGGACAGCUGAUGGGCAGAGCCAGGGCCCGAUAGAAGCUGCCAUGAGAAGGAUGUUAGCAAGGGUGUGUUUUCUCCUUAGGGUGUGUGGCCUGAGCCCCAGAAGAAGCCACCUGGGGCUGCCAUGAGAGAGACCUUGGAGGCCCUCAGCUCCCUGGGGUGUCUGUGAAUCCCUGCCUACGCCGGAGGUUGUGCUAGACUGUACGUGCACAUGUGUGCUCACAGAGCAUCAGGAUGUUAAAUCCACUGUAUCCUUCCCUCAACUGCGCUUUACUCAACACCAAGGGGCUCAGGCUGACACCUGGCCAGACUGCUGGGAGCCCAGCUGUCCCUUGCCCAUGCUGACUAGGGACCCUCCCUACCUGUGACAGGAUUCUCUGUGGGACAGCCGGAGAUGGCCCCCCAAAGCGAGCCUGGGGAAGGGUCCCAGAAUGUCCAGGAGCAGAUGGGCCCUUCCAGGGAAGACAGAGCGCUGGGCUCCUCUACAUGUUCUGGACACAAGGCCCCCAGCCUGGAGGAAGAUGCCCACCCUGAACAGGCUGAGGCUCCCUGCAGAGGGAGCCAGGCACACACCCCACGGGAGGCUGAGCCUGUGGGCUCCUGCCCAGGAGAGGCGUGGAUGACUCGGAAGGUGAAGGUGGAGGAGGAGGACCAGGAGGCAGAGGCCAAAGUCCAAUGGCCCCAGCAUCUGUCCUUACUGCCCGGCGGCCCCUUUCCCGCACCUGACCUGGGGCCUCUGGCCGCCGCCGCCUACAAGCUGGAGCCGGGCAUCCCGGGGGCCCUGGGCGGGCUUUCGCUGCUGGCCGGGUGGACUCCAGCCUCGGAGAAACCCUACGGCUGCACCGAGUGCGAGCGACGGUUCAGGGACCUGCUGACCCUGGGGCUGCACCAGAGGCUGCACCGCGGCGAGGGCCCGGCCGCCUGCCCGGACUGCGGCCGCAGCUUCACGCAGCGCGCGCACCUGCUGCUGCACCAGCGCAGCCACCGCGGCGAGCGGCCCUUCCCGUGCCCCGAGUGCGGCAAGCGCUUCGGCAAGAAGGCGCACCUCACCCGCCACCUGCGCACGCACACGGGUGAGCGGCCCUACCCGUGCGCCGAGUGCGGCAAGCGCUUCAGCCAGAAGAUCCACCUGGGCUCGCACCAGAAGACGCACACGGGCGAGCGGCCCUUCCCCUGCGCCGAGUGCGGGAAGCGCUUCCGCAAGAAGACGCACCUGGUCCGCCACCAGCGCAUCCACACGGGCGAGCGGCCCUACCGGUGCGCGCGCUGCGCCCGCGGCUUCACGCACAAGCAGCACCUGGCGCGGCACCAGAGGGUGCACGAGGCGGCCCGCCGCGCCCCGCUGGCUCCCGCCGAGGUGCCCGCCUCUCCGGGUUCCCCUCCCGCCCAGACCCGGGCCCCUUCCCCGCCGGGACCCGAGCCUUGCGGGCUAAGCUUCGGCUGGAAGAAGAACCUCGCUGCGCACCACCGUCUGCACGCCGGCGAGGGGCGCCCCUGUGGCUGUGGCGAGGGCGCGCCGGGCGGUGCCGCGGAACCCCCGGCUUGCGCUGCGGAACCCCCGGCCUGCGGGCAUUGCUGCGCCCAGGCGCCCCAGGGCGAUCCCGCCGCCGGCGGAGAGCGGUCCUUUUCCUGCCCGGAUUGCGGACGGGGCUUCGCCCACGGGCAGCACCUGGCGCGGCAUCGGAGGGUGCACACGGGCGAGCGCCCCUUCCCCUGCGCGCAGUGCGGCCGCCGCUUCGGCUCGCGGCCCAACCUGGUGGCCCAUUGCAGGGCCCACAGCGGCGCCCGGCCCUUCGCCUGCGCGCAAUGCGGCCGCCGCUUCAGCCGCAAGUCCCACCUGGGCCGCCACCAGGCGGUGCACACGGGCAGUCGGCCCCAUUCGUGCACCGUCUGCGCCCGCAGCUUCAGCUCCAAGACCAACCUGGCCCGCCACCAGGCCAUCCACACGGGCGCUCGCCCCUUCGCCUGCGCGCAGUGCGGCAAGAGCUUCAGCCGCAAGACGCACCUGGUGCGGCACCAGCGCGUCCACGGCGGCGAGGCGGCCCGCCUGGCCUCCGACGCCGGCCUCCCGGCCCCGGCCUGGCCCACGCCCACCGAGGUGGCAGCACCCCCACUGUUCUUCUGAGCCUCCUGCUUCUUAUCCAGGCCCUUCCGUGGCCUUCUCUUGCUUCCUGGUUGGAGAGACCCAAGUCCAGUCGGGUGAGCACUGUGGCAGGAUGGCCUAGGCCCCUGCGGGCGUUUUUCUUCCCUCCCCAUCUUGCUGGUGAGACGGCUGGAAAGGAGGACCGGCUUUCACAUUCUGUGACAAAGACAGUGCUGAGCGAACCCUUGCUGGGAAUAAUUCCUGCCUGAAUCCUCGGAAGGCCCCACCCAGGGAACCCCUGGAAAACUGGAGUUUUCUCCACCCCUGGCCGAGGCGGGAGCCUCUAUAGGGGGAGAGAGAGAAUGGUGAUCUGAGUACUUGCAGUGUCAUUAAACUUAAAUCUGAAGUUUCUAGAGCUUUUAAAUGAGCUGGGGGAGGGAACCCCUGACUAAUCCGCACACAGAGGAUCUUCCUUCACUCACCCUAGUGAGCUCCACGUAUCCAGCUGCUGGUAAUCGCUCUACCAAAUCAAAAUAUAGCACAGCUAAUUUCCAAACCACUCCCCUGCUUCUACCGUAGCUCAGAAGUUUGACAAGGAAGCAACAGCAUACAUUUCCCAUGCCAGGUGCUGGAGGCUGGGACAUGGGGAAUACACAGAAGGGGCAGGAGCCCUUUGGCCGGGCUGUUCCCAUGGAGACACGUAACCCUGGCCUCUGGAGCUCUGGAACUUCUGCUCUGUCUGCAGCUCUCCAAGGGGCUCUCAGAAAGGCAGUCCCACCUUCCACCCUGCCUGGCCCCAUGAGGAAGGACCUUAAUGGUAUAUGAAAUUUCUUUUCCAUCAUACU